UGAACUUGGGAGUUCGCCCGUCUCUCGCGUCAGUCCCUGCCAGUACUUCAACCCUCAUCCCUACUAUUUUGUGCUUUUGCACCGAUCGCCUUUCGCCACGGUUUUGCCAAGACUACUGCUCCCGGAAUAUUUGCGGGCGUCCGCUAUUGGUUAAUCGUCUUCAUCUGUCAAGCGGUGUAGGCGGGACUCGACUCGCCGUAGCUCCCCAGAGGAAAGAGAGGCUAAAGCUGCACUUUUCUGUUCUGUUGGAAGAGCAUCUCUCUGGCGCUCGCUAACAGUUACACCUUGUCUCGGCAACGGGAUCACGGAGAACUGUGGGACUUGACUGCAGGAAACGCAGCCGUUCACGCGCGAGGAGCCUAUAUAAAUUGCACGCCUCACCUGGAUAAACCCGCCUUCAUACGGAGAGGAAAAAGGAGAAGAAAGCUAUUUCGAGUGUCGCAGCACAGCGGGCUGAAGGAAGCGAGAAGAAUAUGAUUCUCAAGCAGUAUUUGUUCUUCGCCCUUUACUGCUUCUGCGGGAUCGUUCUAAAAGGGACGGCAACGAAAAAAGCAAGAGGUGCCCAGUCCCAGUUCCCCAUCACUCACAAUGUGACCGUGACGCAGGGAGGCACGGCCAACAUGACCUGCCGCGUGGAACACAAUGACAACACCUCCCUCCAGUGGUCGAACCCGGCACAGCAGACGCUGUUUUUCGGAGACAAGAAAGCUCUGAGGGACAACCGGAUCGAGCUGGUGCGGGCCUCCUGGCAGGAGCUGACCAUCAGCAUCAGCGAGGUGUCCCUGUCGGACGAGGGACAGUACACCUGCUCCCUCUUCACCAUGCCCGUCAAGACCACCAAGGCCUACCUCACCGUGCUGGGAGUUCCGGAGAAACCCGAAAUCGACGGGCUUCCGAAACCCGCCGUGGAGGGGGACGAGAUCACCCUCACCUGCGUCUCGUACGGGAGCAGGCCCGCCGCCGACAUCAGGUGGUUCCGCAACGAGAAGGAGGUCAAAGGUGCCAAGGAGGUGAAUGCCAGCGGGAAGACGUUCACGGUCAAGAGCUCCCUGCAGCUGCAGGUGGACCGCAACGACGACGGCGUGGCCUACACCUGCCAGGUGGACCACGUGUCGCUGGCCUCGUCCCCCAGGCAGGCCAUCGAGGUGCUGGAGGUCCACUAUGCCCCUCGUGUGGAGAUCACGCCCUCCCUCACAUUCCCACAGGAAGGAGACUACCUGAAGCUGGACUGCGUAUCCAAAGGCAACCCACUGCCGGAGCCGGUGCGAUGGACCAAGGAUGGGGCGGAGCUCCCCUAUCCCGAUCGGAUGAUCGUGGAGGGGCGGGAGCUGACCAUCACGGCCCUCAACAAGACGGACAACGGCACGUACCGCUGCGAGGCCCACAACCUCCUGGGCGGCAGCAGCGCCGACUACGUGCUCUACGUUUACGACGUCCCCACCACAAUGCCUCCAUCUCCAACUCCCCCCCCUCGACCCGUCCUCCCCGACACAACCGCUUUCUUAGACACCCGCGUCACCAAACCCACCGCCACCGGCAUUGAGAGAGAUCCCAAUGCCCUGGAGCAGAGCGGUCCGGACCACGCGCUGAUCGGGGGGGUCGUUGCCGUCGUCGUCUUCAUCACCUUGUGUUUGAUAAUUGUUUUGGGGCGAUACCUGGCACGGCACAAAGGUACGUACCUGACGAACGAGGCCAAAGGCGCGGACGAUGCCCCUGACGCGGACACGGCCAUCAUCAACGCCGAGGGGAACCACGCGCACGCGGAGGAGAAGAAGGAGUACUUCAUUUAGACUCUGGGCCCCUCCCCCCCUCGGGCGCCUCCCCCCCUCGGGCGCCUCCCUCUCGAUGACAGCGGCGGUCUCCGUGGAAACGCGGACCUGCUCCACCCCCCCCCCCCCAAGUCGGCUUUUUGUUUCCCCCCUCCCCUCCUCUUUUAAAGCCCGUUCUGCUUUUUUUUUAAUUUAAUUUAUCUCUUGAUUUGAGUUAGAUUAGACUUUUUUUUCUUUCUUUCUUUUCCGAGGCCACAACUUCCCUUACGUUUCAUUGGAUGGUUUUUACAAGCAACUAGCUGCAGGAAAAGAUGUCGCCUUUUUCUAUUUUGUAUCUGCGAAACGCGAAACCCCCCCCACAACCAUUUAGACCAUUCUUAUCUCUCACAACCCCCCCCCCCAAAGCCCCCAUGCCCCCCUUUCUCCAUUAUAUGUUUACACAGUGCCUAAAUAUACAGAUAUACGUUGGAUUUCAGUCAAUGCCUUCAUUUAUUUAACUGACAAUGUAACUGGUUGCUUGCUUUUUUUCUUGAAAAAUCAUUGUUAUGAUGAUAUUGAUUAUUAUUAUUAUUAUUAUUAUUAUUAGGGAAUAUACUGAUCUCUCUCUGUUAUAUCUAUCUCUUGUCACACUGUAUAUCUUCUGCAGCUAUCUUUCAUACAGAAGUACGACAUUCGCAGAAAAGCUGGCCAAUCGUACGUCAGCGUGCGGAAAUAUUCCGCCAUGCCAAUACAAGUUGCUCUAAAACACAAAAAAAAAACGAAAGAAUUUCUGGAAAAGAAAAGCACCCUUUGCAGGACUUGUAGAAUUUUGCGAUUAUGGGUAACGUCAAAUGGAUUCAGUGAAAGAUGUGAAAUGGUGGGGUGGGGGUGGCGGGGGGUGUGUACAAUUAAACAGGUCGUGAAUGUUGUUCGUGUUCAGAGCGGUAAAGUUGUGUGUGGUCAGUCAGGCGGCGCAGCUCGACGAGAGCUCGCGUCAACACCCGCGGGAUUUCAGCAUCAGUCUGUGGGAAACAACCGAGGAGUAAAACUCAGAUAAAUGUAAAUAUCUGAACACCAAAAAAAUAUAAGGAAGUAACAUUACGUUCGAAGGAGCACAACGGUAAUGUCGUGUGAAUAUGUAUUACUUACGUCAUUCAUGAUAAUUCCUUUGAUUCUUUUGCUUCGCCUGUAUAUUCCUGCACUGUUUAGCUUUGACGAAGCUAACGCCCGACGUACCCUUUGCAUACGCGUUUUGCGGCGAGAUCACUGUACAGUACUACAGUACUAUCAUGUUACAUUCUCCAUAUUCCUUCUGCCAUCAGUUAUUUCAGGCAGAAUAGAACCGGUAAUCCCUUUUUGACAUUUAUUGUUUUUUUUUUUUUCUUUUUCAAUUUAUAAAUAUACAAAUACUUUGUUUCCCAUUGGUAUGUAAAAUGCAUCACUGUGCGAAAACAAAAAACUGAAUAUCUUGAAAGCUACUACAGCUGCAUUGGGAGGAUUAGGAUCUUGCCCCCAUCUCUUGGGGCAGUUGGUAUUGCUAUUGGUAUAGAAAAGUAGGUGCGAAAACAAAGAUUAAUAUCCCACCCAAAUCUAGUUUCUCCCAUCAUGAAUGUCAUUUUUGGAAAUUAGUAGACUUUCGUUUUAAGUUAUUACCACCAAACCCCUUGCAUCAACGUUAUGUGUUAGCUGGUAUAAGCUGUCUUUUUCUCAUCAGUUUGAUAUUUUUUUAAAAAGAAAUCACAAAAAAAAUUCAGAAGCACAAACAGUUUGAUAGAGAUACAGUAUUGCUUUGGCAACCGGUGGACUGUCUCAGGAUUUGAAGGAGGAGACUGAUGUGGAAAUUAAGCUAUUAUAAAACGAUGGACAGAAAUUGGCGCUCCCCGAUUCAAUCAAGAAAAUAAAGAAACAUAUCCUUGGAUUAUUCAAAAAAUAUAUGGUAAAUGGAAAAUUGAAAGUGUUUUUUAAACUGUGUUUUAUUUUUGUUUAUAUGAUUAAUAAUCUCCCUUGUCAAUACGGUUGUAUAUUAUGUCUGCUAAAUGUGGUUACUAGUGAAAAUUGUUGUUAGACUUUGGGAUCCCUCAUACCUUAAAAAUUUGUAUAUUAGCCAAUUUAUCUAUUGAAAAUAGUCCAUAAAACUUUUCAAUUUGUCAUCUGUCACUGCUAAUUAAAAAAAGAACAUGAAAAAUGUGUUUUCUUUCAGCACAAGGCAUGUAUAUACUGUGUAAGUACUCAAAUUUGGAAAAUACGCACAUGUUGAUUCUUAAUCAAGCUUUUUCGAAAAUUUGAUUGAUUUGAUUAACAUGUUAGGCGUCCAUUUUGAAAAUAUUUUUCAUCUUUUAGGUUUGGAGGGUGCCCUCUGAUAUGCAUAUCGGUCAUGGUACAGCACUGAAUCUUAUAAGAUUAUUCAUAUCUCAACUGAUUCAUUCCAACAGUGUGGGAGGUCAAAUCAGCUUAUUUGUAUAGUAGCAUCAGUCAGCUCAUAGUAGUCUUACAAGUCUUUUUCUUGAAAGACUUGUGUCAGUCAUUCUCAGACAAUUUUCACUCAGUCACAGCUGUAAGUAACAUUAUUGCCAUUGAGGCACUGCAUCAUCAUUAUUAUUAUUAUUAUUAUUAUUAUUAUUAUUAUUAUUAUCAUCAUCAUCUAAAGCUUUAAGGUUCCAAACAAUAAUCAGUCUCUUUUAAUAUCGCUCACACCACUUGGCAAAUGGCUAAAUAAUGUAAUGUUAAUUUACUUUUCUUUCUAUGAUUUAUGUUAUUCUGGCACAUGUCCUGUAUAUGCAUACUAGUCCAUGGCUGCCCAUGGCAAGUGGGUAGAGGAGGCUGGAAACCAUUGACGACGGUUUAAUCAACAGUUUUUUUGUGAUUAUUAUGGUAUGGCGGUAACUCUUACUCAGAAACCAUCUUUGGAAUCACUUUGGAUGUUAAAUAUACAGAACAGGUGGUUUAUGGGGGCACUUAAUGUUCAUUGCUGCCAUCUUGAAUUUGCCGCUGUGCCCUGAAAGGAGAGUGUUAGCGUUGGCUCCUUAGCGUAGGUUUCGAAGAGGUUUUGUUGCAAACAGACUCACAAAUAGAUGUAUGGUCUGAGCGUGGAUUCCUGGUCUUAGGCCUCGCCUAAUUCUGUGCCGUGGGGCGCCAUCGAUGCAAGUAUUUAUUUAUUUUAUUUCUUCAACAUUCAGAGUGUUGGAUGGUAAAACGGCUGCUUUUGCUUGUUGAGAGGGAUUAUAACGUUCUGGGGUCAUUCCUUUUUUUUUUUUUUUUUUAAAGUAGCAAUUUGCUGGUUCCUAAUAAAGUUCUCGGAAGUCUUAUCUCAAAUGUACUCCACUUUAAGCGAAAGUCAUUAAUGAUACUGUAUUGGAAUAAACCAAGCGGCUUCAGUUCACCACAAUUGCCUUUGUGUUUGCAGCAGACAGUGUUGAUGCCGUGUUGAGCAGAAGAUCCUUGUGCAGGAUAAUAACCCGCCUGCUUCCUGCUUCCUGUAUCACAGGAAGUUGCAUCAUAACACAUCCCAUUACGGUUUAUCCUUUUUUUAAACACUUUUUUGUGUGACUUAAUGGCUUUAACGUGACUGUAAUCAUACAGAUGCUUUUUUGUAGCUUUUUAAAAAAAAAUUCUUUUUUGUUUUAUUUAUUUUUAUUUUUUUAUUUUAUUUUUUGCAUUUUCUGAUAAAUAAGGGCCAGUACUACCAAGCUCAUAAUGGUCAGCCUAAAAAUGAUAAUAUUGGAUUUAAAAUUAAUAUUGGGUGUGCAUGUGCAAAGUUUUUGCAAGAAAAUUGAAGGACUUCCUGAAGUUUGGCAUCAUAAAGGUAGAAAGACCUGUAGUCACUGAGAUAUUGAAUGAAUUGUGGGUAUUAGAACUGUUCAACAUGACCAUCGACUGCUGCCUGGUUCAUUUUUAAUUGCUAGUGUAAGAACUGCUAAUGUUAACUUAUCAGCCUGGACAUAUCAAGCCAAACAGUUUAAUUUGUACUGGCACGAAUAGGAAACGGUUAUAUCCACAAUGCCAUUUUUAUUGUUUAAAGCAACAACCUCUUUUUGAAAAAAAAAAAAAUUGAAAACACAAGAAAAAUAUCUCUGAACGGUCCAGCACUUCUGUUUUUCUUCUGCUAGCGUUUCUCCAUUUGCUCUAUUUUUUUGUAGUUUUUUUGUCGUUUUCUUACCAUUGAAUCUGGUUGCAUGACAUCAGUAGAAAACCAUUUUAAUUUCAAUUGGCUCAGUUUCAUACAAAGGCCUGUGUAAAAAACCAAUGCAAUCGACGCAUUUUAACCUCCAAAAUACUGUCAGUAUUAAUAUACUUAAUAAUAGUAGUAUUAACGAAUUUCAUUCCCAUAUAACUUUUUUUUUUUUUUUUUUUAUCAAAGAGAAAAUAAAAAACGUGUUGCAUAGCUGUAGGCUAACACUUCUGGUAACAUUAGUGUGGCAGUAGUUAGUGGAAUUAUUUUAUUUUAUUUUAUUUUAUUUUGCAUCUCAGGAAUAUGUUCCACUUAGUUUUUUUUCUCAAAAACACAGGACAUGCAAUCCCCUCCCACCCGCUGUGUCCCUGGUUUCUGACGCUAUGUACCUGUUCGGUUUUUAAAAAUCAUUUAUGAUGUUAAUAAUAAUAAAUAAAUAAAAAAACGUGUUUUCAUUA
This is a messenger RNA of Anguilla rostrata (American eel), 6374 nucleotides long. Its product is annotated as cell adhesion molecule 2-like. The coding region runs from base 474 to 1790 and encodes 438 amino acids. NCBI's taxonomy places the organism in Eukaryota, Metazoa, Chordata, Actinopteri, Anguilliformes, Anguillidae. The transcript is spliced from 11 exons. The record is from RefSeq and is a predicted model, not a curated record.